UUCCGAUCAGACAAUCUGUAUCAGUAUCGAUCACAAAGUACCGAUAAUUAAACAUGUCUCUUCAAGGUAAGGUGGAGGCUGAAAUUGAACUCACAUCACCUGCUGACAAGUUCUACAACAUCUUCAAGAGUCAAGCUCACCACGUCCCAAACACUUCUGCAAGUGGUACCAUAACCGGAGUUGCGGUGCAUGAAGGAGACUGGGAAACUGAAGGAUCUAUUAAGAUUUGGAAUUACGAAAUAGAGGGCGAGGUUGGGACAUUCAAGGAGAAGGUGGAGUUCGACGAUGUGAACAAGGCUGCAAUUGUCCAUGGGUUGGAAGGAGAUGUGUUUCAGUAUUACAAGAGCUUCAAGGGCGUCUAUCAAUUCACUCAAAAGGAUGAGGGUUGCAGCAUUGCAAAUCUGUCCAUUGAAUAUGAAAAACUGAGUGAGGAGGUUGCAGCGCCGGAUAAGUACAUCCGCCUGAUGACUAACCUCGUCAAGGAUCUUGAUGCACACUUCAUCAAGGCCUAAAGAGGAAUAAUCGAUCAGCUAGCAUGCAUGCAAUACGAGAGCGCGCUUUCAUCAAUAGCUACUGCUGGGUUUAAUUAGUAAAAUAAACAAUAAUCUUCUGUUGUAGUGCAUGCUUUAAUUUGUUCAAAGGAAUAGUAUUGUAAGAAAUGUGUCAAUGGUGAUAUUAUGAUGUAUUGUAUCAUUUGUACGUGUAUCAAGUUUAAUUUGUACCAUUAAAUAUAUUAAUGUUGGUCGUGUAUUAAA
Messenger RNA from Argentina anserina (silverweed cinquefoil), 755 nucleotides. RefSeq names its product MLP-like protein 28. Lineage: Eukaryota; Viridiplantae; Streptophyta; Magnoliopsida; Rosales; Rosaceae. The record is from RefSeq and is a predicted model, not a curated record. The coding region runs from base 54 to 512 and encodes 152 amino acids. Gene Ontology annotation, biological process: defense response. The transcript is spliced from 2 exons.